Messenger RNA from Cucurbitaria berberidis CBS 394.84, 1362 nucleotides. Its product is annotated as alpha-ketoacid dehydrogenase kinase. Gene Ontology annotation, molecular function: pyruvate dehydrogenase (acetyl-transferring) kinase activity. The transcript is spliced from 5 exons. Lineage: Eukaryota; Fungi; Ascomycota; Dothideomycetes; Pleosporales; Cucurbitariaceae. The record is from RefSeq and is a predicted model, not a curated record. Gene Ontology annotation, cellular component: mitochondrion. Gene Ontology annotation, biological process: protein phosphorylation; regulation of glucose metabolic process. The coding region runs from base 1 to 1362 and encodes 453 amino acids.
AUGCGCGCCUGGCGCUGUAGGAGCUGCAACAGAGCUCGUACGCAAGAAAUUUGGCUCCCCACACUCCAACAUCGUCGCGCCCACGCUGCAGCCGUCGCGCCAGCAUGGAGGCCGUCUUCGGCACUUGACGAAUGGGUCCAGCGUGAAGCCAGGCCCAUAAGCCUACGCCAACUGUCCUUCUUUGGCCGCACGCUCACGGAAUCUCGCCUGCUCGACUCUGCCAAAUACUGCCGCCUCGAGCUCCCAACCAGACUUGCCCACCGCCUGCGAGAUAUCCAAACGCUGCCCUAUGUCGUCGUUGCAAACCCCCACCUCGCCCACGUUUACGAGUCGUACCUGCGAGCCUUUGAGCGCUUCCGUCGCGUGCCCGAGAUACGAUCGCUCGAAGACAACGACGAGUACUGCAAGGUACUGACGGAAACCCUGACCGAACAUGCCACCGUCAUCCCUCGACUGGCCAUUGGCGUCCUCGAGGUGCGCGGUCUCAUGAAGGCAGAGGAAAUAGACAAGUUCAUGACUGCCAUGCUGAGAUCGCGCAUUUCGCGACGCGUCAUCGCAGAGCAGCACCUCGCACUCACCGAAACCUUCAACUCGCCGUGGCAUUUCCCUCAGGCCGAGCACCCUCCACAUGACCAGGAAGCCGUGGGCGAGAUCUUCCUCCGAUGCAAUGCGCGAGAGAUUGUCGAGACGUGCGGAAAGACGAUGCAGGAGCUGAUCAAACGCGCCUAUGGCUCGCACAUCGCUAUUCCAGAAAUCAACGUCUCCGGCCACCUCGAUGCAACCUUUCCAUACAUCCUCAGUCACCUCGAGUAUAUCAUUGGCGAGCUGCUGCGGAAUUCAAUCCAGGCUGUCAUCGAGCAGCGAAAGUCCAAAAACGCCAAGCUUCCGCCAAUUGAGGUGCUGAUCUGCGAAACCUCGCAGCACGUCAUAAUCAGAAUCUCUGACCAGGGCGGUGGUAUCCCGAACGAGGUUUUGCCCUAUUUGUGGAGCUUCAGCAAAGGGCCGCGGCGCGAGAAGCGACUUGAGAACCUAGCAAGGGUACCCAAGCUGGUAGGAACGCUGCAGGAGCUGCAAGUGCCCGGAGAUGAGUCGACGGCCGAUUUGCAACAGAAGCACAGAAACAAGUCGAGGCAUGGCGACUCGGGCACCCACCAUGGCUCAUUGUCCUCGCUGACGGGGCGGGCACCAGAUCGACGCCUUGGUAUCGGCCUUCCCAUGUCCCGACUAUAUGCAGAAUACUGGGCUGGAAGCCUGGAGAUUCACAGCCUAGAAGGAUACGGCGUAGAUGCUUUUCUGCAAAUCUCGAAGCUCGGGAACAAGAAUGAGCGACUGACUACGCGAGCCUCAAUGGAUGCGAUAUAG